Vitis vinifera (wine grape) is the source of this 416-nucleotide messenger RNA. RefSeq names its product mitotic spindle checkpoint protein BUBR1-like. Lineage: Eukaryota; Viridiplantae; Streptophyta; Magnoliopsida; Vitales; Vitaceae. The record is from RefSeq and is a predicted model, not a curated record. The coding region runs from base 42 to 416 and encodes 124 amino acids. The transcript is spliced from 4 exons.
GUUCUGCAAAAAUUUUAGUUUCUAUAUCUCUUAGACUAUUUAUGUUCUUGUUUUACCAAAAUUCAAUUUUUCUAUGCUUUAGGAAUGCUCAACCAAUAGAAAAGUUGAAGGCAGCCUAUAAGAAAUAUUUUGCCCGUUGUCUAACAAGACCAAAAGCUACAGAGGAUGACUUAAUAGAGAAGCAUUUACCAGUUCGAAGCUUUGGAACUGUCCUGGCUAGAGGAGAAAAUCGAAGACAAACUGCAGGGGGUUCUGAUCUUGCUAGGAAGAAAUUGAAGCCAGAUAGGAAUAAUGCAAUUUCCAUAUAUAAAGAUACAGAUACUGGUGUUAGCAUGGUUCAUCAACCAGAUGUUUCAAACAAUGAAUUGAAAUUGUGGCACAGUCUUGGAAGUCGGGCUAAGAACUUCAAUGAAUAA